This is a messenger RNA of Paracoccidioides brasiliensis Pb18, 1737 nucleotides long. RefSeq lists its product as uncharacterized. The record is from RefSeq and is a predicted model, not a curated record. The transcript is spliced from 3 exons. Gene Ontology annotation, molecular function: transmembrane transporter activity. Gene Ontology annotation, biological process: transmembrane transport. Gene Ontology annotation, cellular component: membrane. The coding region runs from base 1 to 1737 and encodes 578 amino acids.
AUGGCCGCUCUAGAUACCAAUCCACGCGCUCCUCGUGAAUGCUCGACAGCCAGGGAGUCUGAAAGAAAGCGAUUGCGCUCGAAAUUUUGGGGUAGGCAAAAUGCCUCCAAUCCACAGGCCAUCCGCGCCAAUAAUAUCGGAGGCGCUGAAGAUGUAGAAGAUACCGUUGAAACAUCUGUUUGCAAUGGGCGUCAGCCAGCACAGCCUCUUGUGGAGACUCUAUCAGAACGCGAUAUUGAGCGGUUGGGAAGGGAGCGUCCAGCUAUUUUUCGAAAUACGUGGACUGAGAUUGCAUUUGUGUUCUCGAUAGUUAUGUCGCAGGUGCUUGCGGAGUAUUUCAUAUCUGGCAUCAACGUCGUGUUACCAACGCUGGUGGAUAAAUUGGAUAUCCCUGAGGCCUCCGCAGUAUGGCCUGCAAGCGCCUUUUCCCUUGUGGUAGCCGCGACAUUGCUGAUAUUUGGUCGGAUUUCCGAUAUGAUUGGCGGCUAUCCAGUGUAUGUCUUUGGCAUGACAUGGCUAUUCAUCUGGUCCGUAGUAGCCGGGUUCUCUCAAAACCGGUUGAUGAUGAUCUUUUGCCGGACGCUGCAAGGCAUCGGUCCCGCUGCCUUCCUUCCGUCGAGCAUGAUGCUUCUUGCGAAAGUCUAUAGACCGGGACCAAGAAAAAAUAUGAUAUUUGCCAUCUAUGGGACCUGUGCUGUUAUUGGAUUUUUCAUCGGCAUCUUCUGCUCGGGUGUCUCAGCGGAAUUCCUGUCAUGGGAAUGGUAUUUCUGGAUUGGUGCAAUUCUCGCAGCUGUUACCGCCGUGUCUUCGUUUUUGACCAUCCCACCCGAUAUUGCUGAGGCGCGGAAACAGGGGGUUAAAAUGGACUAUAUGGGUGCAUCCCUUAUCGUUCCAGGGCUGACAUUGAGUAUUUUUGCAAUUACGGAUAGCGCGCAUGCCCCUGACGGGUGGAGGACCCAUUAUGUGCACAUCUGUUUCAUAAUCGGCUGUAUACUUCUGGGGCUCGCCGUAUAUGUCGAGGGCUGGGUUGCUGAGUCCCCGUUGUUACCGUUUGAGAUUUUCGAUGUCCCUUACAUGAAGCCAGUGGUUGUUGCGCUCUUAUUUUUCUAUGGUUGUUUAGGGGUUUUCCUCCUUUACGGAACCCUGUACAUGGUGCAUAUCAUGAGGGCAUCGCCAGUGCAAGUAGUUGCGUGGUGUGCACCUAUGGUCAUUGGCGGCUUCAUCUUUCCCAUCCUCUGCGCGUUAUUCCUCCACCUCGUCUCAGGAACAAUUCUUCUUGUAAUUUCCGGUAUUGGAUGGCUUGGUACCGGUCUGCUGUUUGCCCUCAUGCCAGAGGGAGCCUCAUAUUGGACCUUUGCUUUCCCUGCCAUGAUCGGUGCCACGCUGGGCAUCGACAUCACCUUCAACAUAACGAAUAUAUUCAUCACGACUAGCCAACCCAGCAAGCGGCAGGGCUUAGCAGGUGCUGUUAUUAACUCCGUUCUGCAUUUGAGUAUUGCUGUUCUCCUCGGGUUCUCGGACAUAGCACAGGUCCACACGGCAUACCUGGGCAGGCUGAAGAGCUACCGCGUUGUGUUUUGGUUUGAGGUUGCAUGUGCAGCUGUUUCCCUGUUGGUUAUGAUUUUUUUCGUGAGGAUCAAUGCGGCCAAGAGCGAGAUGACGGCAGACGAACGAGAGCAGUUGGAGGAGAUGCAGCAGUCGGUUGUGCAGGGAUCUCAAACUCAAAUGGAAAAAUAG